GCCCACUCGGAAAGAAGGGAUACAGCGCAGGCCGCAGAGUAGAAAACUUAGAACGCAAAAGCCAAGAAACCCAUCCACACCUAUACGCGAAGUUUCUUAAUCUAUAUUCAAGAACCAGAAAAAUUCCAUUUCUAAUUGUUUUGCAAGUGAUCUUGUUCAGUUCUUCAAUAUACUGCUACAGUAGCAUUUAGGAUCUUUCUUCCCACAUAAACAACUAUGUCGUCGCAAUCAGAAUCUACUACAACAACGACCACUACAAAUUCUUCUCCUAACCUAAAACCUGGUUCAGAUGAGAAUUCUUCGUCGAAUGGUAUCGCUACUCUCGUCGAAGACCCACCUCGACCACCUUCCGAGAUCCCUCUCUCAUGGCCUACAGAGGGGAAGCUAACUAUAGAUUGGGUUCAGAAUCUCAGCUCCACUUUUGAGUGGUCAUCUAAGAACGUUGCCCCUUCAGAUUUUCCCUCUGUCUUACCCGUCUCUGUUUUCGAUUCUUUAAUUCUUUUGGCGUCGAAGAUCCUACAAAAGGAACCCAAUUGCGUCAAAAUUGAUGGGUGCGCGGAAGAUUCUAGUGUCGUUGUCGUCGGUGACCUUCAUGGGCAGUUACAUGACGUGAUUUUCCUUCUGCGGGAUGCUGGGUUUCCAUCUGACAAUCGUUUCUUUGUGUUUAAUGGUGAUUACGUUGAUAGAGGAGCUUGGGGUCUUGAGACAUUCCUUCUCUUAUUGGCUUGGAAGGUCUUGUUGCCAGAUAGAGCGUUUCUCCUACGUGGGAAUCAUGAAUCCAAAUAUUGCACCUCUGUGUAUGGUUUUGAGCAAGAGGUGAUGAAAAAAUAUGGAGACCAAGGGAAACAUGUCUAUCGAAGAUGUUUAGGAUGCUUUAAGGGGCUCCCAUUGGCCUCUCUUAUAGCUGGCCGUAUUUUUACCAGUCAUGGAGGGCUUUUCCGCAGCAUGGCAGCUACCCCAUCAAAGAGAACCAGGGGAAAGAAAGGUCGUGGAGUAGUUUUAAAGCCAGAUGCGAAUUCUCUCACACUUGGUUCAUUGAAGGAAUUAUCCACAGCAAAGAGAUCAGUUCUCGAUCCUCCAUGGGAAGGUUUGAAUUUGAUCCCUGGUGACGUACUGUGGUCAGAUCCUUCAAUGAGCCCUGGUCUUUCUCCAAAUAAAGAGAGAGGCAUUGGUCUUCUAUGGGGUCCUGACUGCACUGAAGAGUUCCUAAAGAAGCACCACUUAAAGUUGAUUAUAAGAUCACAUGAAGGGCCUGAUGCAAGGGAAAAACGACCUGGUAUUUCAGGAAUGCAGGAAGGAUACACAAUCGAUCAUGUGGUGGAGUCAGGAAUGCUAAUUACCCUUUUCAGUGCUCCUGAUUACCCCCAGUUUCAGGCAACGGAGGAGAGGUAUAACAAUAAGGGGGCAUAUAUUGUGUUAGAACCCCCUGAAUUUGAUAAGCCAGUUUUCCGUACUUUUGUAGCCACAAUGCCGAGGCCAAAGGUGAAUGCUUACUAUAAUUAUGAAGAUGUUAUUGAUUCAGAUGAAGAGCUGGAUUUUGCAUCCAUGUGAAUGUGUCCAUUAACAUGUUUAUCGAUUUUUUUUUCCAUGUAUAAUCUCUUCUGUUGUAGGUUAUAUAUUUAUAUCUUGGAAUCCUUUGAAGCUCUGUAAUUUUUUAUGCAGAAAGAAAUUUCUUGUCCCUGCCUUUUGUAAAUGUUCUUCGGAUGUAGUGGAAGAGGUUGACUCAGUUCUUAACA
This is a messenger RNA of Macadamia integrifolia, 1736 nucleotides long. Its product is annotated as serine/threonine-protein phosphatase 7-like. Gene Ontology annotation, molecular function: protein serine/threonine phosphatase activity. Gene Ontology annotation, cellular component: nucleus; cytosol. The coding region runs from base 217 to 1551 and encodes 444 amino acids. The transcript has 5 exons. Lineage: Eukaryota; Viridiplantae; Streptophyta; Magnoliopsida; Proteales; Proteaceae. The record is from RefSeq and is a predicted model, not a curated record.